Pieris macdunnoughi is the source of this 282-nucleotide messenger RNA. Lineage: Eukaryota; Metazoa; Arthropoda; Insecta; Lepidoptera; Pieridae. The record is from the annotation of a GenBank genome assembly.
AUGGUUGCGAAGCAUGGAAAGUUACAAAGAUCACCAUUCACAACACAAAAACUCCGCUUUGUGAACCACUGCCUUCGUCAAAUCCUUAAAAUAUUCUGGCCUGAGAGAAUCUCUAACCAUCAGCUAAGGGAAAUAUGCUAUGAGGAGCUAUGCAAGCAAGCCCUCGGCUGGAAUCCUCAAGGCAAAAGGAAACGUCCCCACUUAAAACACACCUGUUGGAAGAAGAAGAAGGAAGCUGGUAUGACAUGGAGUGAAAUUAAGAAAGCCGCCCAGGACCGAUGA